This is a messenger RNA of Sus scrofa (pig), 4481 nucleotides long. It is a transcript of the gene SPICE1, whose product is annotated as spindle and centriole associated protein 1. Lineage: Eukaryota; Metazoa; Chordata; Mammalia; Artiodactyla; Suidae. Gene Ontology annotation, biological process: metaphase chromosome alignment; regulation of centriole replication; mitotic spindle assembly. Gene Ontology annotation, cellular component: centriole; centrosome; spindle. The record is from RefSeq and is a predicted model, not a curated record.
AGGCAACAUCCCGGAAGCGGCGGGCUACGUUAACUUGUGGCGGGCCGGGAGAUUCUGGAGGCCGAAGUUUUAGUCGUGGUGGAGGCAGCAGUCGGGAAACGGCAAGAUGUCCUUUGUCAGAGUGAACCGUUACAGUCCCCGGGGAGGAGGAAGGAAAGCACUGAAAGGAAAGAAGAAGAAAACAUCUGUGAAGCAAGAAUGGGAUAACACUGUGACUGAUUUAACAGUUCACCGGGCAACUCCUGAAGAUCUGAUACGUCGUCAUGAAAUACACAAAUCGAAGAACAGAGCAUUAGUACACUGGGAGCUGCAAGAAAAAGCUUUAAAGAGAAAAUGGAAGAAGCAGAAACCAGAAAUUUCUAAUCUUGAGAAAAGGAGAUUGUCUAUCAUGAAGGAGAUUCUUUCUGAUCAAUACCAGAUGCAGGAUGUAUUGGAAAAAUCUGAUCAUUUGAUGGCUACAGCAAAAGAUUUGUUUGUUGAUUUUCCUCGUAGGCGCACAGGGUUUCCGAAUAUAACAAUGGCUCCUGAUUCCUCUCAAGGUCCAAUUGUGGUAAAUCAAGACCCGGUUGCCAAGGCCAUUCUUAGUGAAUCUGUUGUAGAGCCUCAGGCUCUUAAUGAAGUAGAUGAUGAUGAAGAAGGAGCUGUUGACAGCCAGUCAGAAGAAAGUGAGAAUGAGCUGGAGAACUCUCUAAGCAGUCAGUCCAACACAAAUGCAGACAUGUUUCUCCACCAACUAAAGGAAGAUAAUUCUGAGUUAAUUAAUAAACUAUGGACUGAUAUUCAGCAAAAAAUAGCAACACAGUCACGAGUACCAGCCUCUUCAGGAACCCCAUUAUCUGCUUCUCCAUCAGGAGAACAAAAAGCUGCUCUGAAUGCUACCAAUGCUGUUAAGAAAAUCCAUACCAGGCUUCAACCUGAAGACUCUACUGAGACUCUGGACUCAAGUUAUGUUGUGGGACAAGUGCUGAACUCAAGGAAGCAAAAACAGCUGUUAAAUAAAGUGAAAAGAAAACCAGAGUCAUGUGCUCCCUCCAAGCAGAAGAAUAGCACGUUAUCAGCCAGCACAGCCUCUACAGACUUACCGAAUAGCAAUAACCUCAGCCUGGAUGUCCUCAAACACAUGAUACACGAAGUGGAACAUGAAAUGGAAGAAUAUGAGCGAUGGACAGGACGUGAGGUCCAGAAGCUCCAGAACAGUCAGGGUCUCACUGGCUUCACCCUGUCACUCGUGAGCUCCCUCUGUCGCCUGGUUCGGUACCUUAAAGAGAGUGAGCUCCAACUGCGUAAAGAAGUAGAGACAAGGCAGCAACUGGAACAAGUAUUAAGUGAUCACCGAGAGCUCAUUGAUGCUCUGACAGCUGAAAUUCUUCUCCUUAGAGAAGAAAAUACUGCUACCCAGGCGAGACUUCAGCAGUACAUGAUCACAACAGAUGAACAACUUAUAUCACUCACACAUGCCAUUAAGACCUGUCCUGUAAUAAAUAACAAAGAAAGUCAGGUAUUAGAAAGGGGAGUCACAAGUAGAAGAAAUAUGGACAAUCCAGAGGGUCCAGUUGUAAAUGCUAAUGUCUCUGUGCCAUUGAUGUUCAGCGCGGAAGAAGUGGUUGAAUUCCCACAGGAAGAUUUGCCUGUUAAACUAUCUCAGGUGCCAAACCCUCCAGAAAGUGGGAAUCUGGCCAACAAUUUUCCGACACAUAUAUUUGAGCCAGCUGUGUUGUUAACACCACCCAGGCAGAAGAGCAACUCAGAAUUUUCUCCUUUGCAGGAUGUAUUGAGGAGGACUGUUCAAACUCGUCCUGCUCCACGAAUUCCUCCAACCGUGGCAAUAAUUGAGAAGGAACAAAAUUGGGAAAACAAGACCUUACCUACUGGCACUGACAUUCAGAAUUCAAGUGAAGAGAGUCAUCUCUUUACUCAGAGGUGGAGGGCCUCUCACAUGGGAGAAGAUUUGGAGAACAAAACCCAAACACUUUUUGUUAACCUCUCACAGCCCGUCUGUGGCUCCCAUUCAGGCACUCAGCAGUUGAGAAACUCUGCCUUCUCAGAAGAACCUCCAGUACUGGGAGAUGGGCAACAGCUUAGAACAAAUGAAACGUUAAUACAAAGAAAGGACAUCAUGGCACGAAUUGCUGAGUUGACACUGCAGAAUUCAGCUAUCAAGGCACAUCUGAAUAAUAUCAUCAGGCCAGGGGGAGAGCAAGGGGAUGGACUUCGGGAGUUUAACAAACAGGAGACAAGUCAUGCAAGUGACAUGUCUGCUACUUUUCCAGCAUUACAACCUCUCACACCAAGUAGCAUGGAGGAACGGAUUGCAGAACUGAAUCGACAGAGUAUGGAGGCACGUGGAAAACUCUUGCAGUUAAUAGAGCAGCAGAAACUUAUUGGUUUGAAUCCUCCCUCUCCACCAGUAUCACCUAUUCAGUCACCUCUCAGAGCAUGGACUGAAGGAGGAAAGAGGACAAUUGAAGUAUCUAUUCCAGGAGCAGAAGCCCCAGAAAGCUCAAAAUGCAGUACUAUCUCUCCUAUCAGUGGGCUAAAUACAAGAAGAUCUUCAGGGGCUACUAGUAAUUCUUGUUCUCCAUUAAAUGCCACCUCAGGAAGUGGGCGCUUGACACCUCUUAACCCGAGAGCAAAGAUUGAGAAACAAAAUGAAGAAGGCUGGUUUGCUCUUUCUACUCACGUGUCAUAAGUUAGGUUGAAUUUUAGAGUUUGCAGUAAUAUAUUCUUGAGCUUCAACACUCCUUUUUCUUUUGCUUUCAAGUUUUUAAUGUUCUUUCAGAUAAAUCUUACAAAGAUCUUGUGACUUAGUACUAAUGGAAAAAAUAAAUAAAGCAAUCAUUUUAAUUUUUGACCUUUUCAAAUAGAUUUCUAACAAGCAACCAACCUAUGAAGUCUUGUGAAUAAAAUUUUGACUAGAGAGCAAUUAAAGUUUUAUAUUCUAAUAUUUGAGAGAUAUGUUUUUUAUCUUUAUCAUCUUUAUUCAGGUUUUUUUUUUUUUGGCUAGUAUAUCUUAAAUGUUGAUCUAUUUUAUUUUUUCUGAAGAACUAAGUUGCUUUUGCAUAGAACUUAGAGUAAGAUACCUCUGUGUGAUUAAAGUCUGGUUUUCAGAAAAAUUUAACAUCCCCUUUUAGGGGAAGUCACUGUAGUCCAUCACUUUUUCCAUCAAGUGAAUAUUUAGCUUUAAAAAGUAAGUGUGAGUGUAUUUGUUUAUAUUUGCCUAAGCAGAUAAGGGUAAUUGUAUAUGUUAUAAAAUUCUUUUUUUUUUUUUUUUGUCUUUUGUCCUUUUUUUUUAGGGCUGCACCCGUUAACUGCUGAGCCAUGAUGGGAACUCCUCCCUCAAUACUUAUUUUCAUAUGCUGCUCUUGCUCAAAACAUAAUUGAUUCUUUUUUUUUUUUUUUUUUUUUGUCUUUUGUCUUUUUAGGGCCACACCCAUGGCAUAUGGAGGUUCCUAGGCUAGGGGUCCAGUCAGAGCUGUAGAUGCCGGCCUAUGCCACAGCCACAACAAUGCCAGAUCUGAGCUGCAUACAUGACCUAUAUCACAGCUCAAGGCAACACCGUAUCCUUAACCCACUGAACGAGUCCAGGGAUCGAACCCACAACCUCAUGGUUCCUAGUCAGAUUUGUUUCUGCUGCGCCACAACAGGAACUCCUAUGAAGUUCUUACAGAGUCUUUAAAUGUGAAAAUGUCAUCAGUAAUGGUUAUGUAUCAAAUAAAUAAUGAUUGAAUUCAAAUAUUUCAAUGAGUAACAUUGAUUUAGUGGCUUAUUUAAUGUUUGAAACAAAAUUGAGUACAAAAUGUUACCGUCAAGUUUCCCAGCCCUGAAGCCACUAUGCAUUCAAGGUAGAUUUUUCUUCAAGGUACCUGUUUGGUCUCAGAUACUGGUUUCUGUUUUAAACUUGCUCUUUGGGAAGUCCCGUUGUGGCUCAGCGGAUUAAGAACCUGACAUAGUGUCCUGUGAGGAUGCAGGUUCAAUCCCUGACCUUGCUCAGCGGGUUAAGGAUUUGGCAUUGCCAUGAGCUGCAGCCUAAGUUGCAGAUAGUGGGUCCAGUUUGACUCCUAGCCUGGGAACUUCCAUAUGCUGCAGGUGCAGCCCUAAAAAGAGAAAACAAACAGGAAAAAACCCCUGCUCUUUGAAUAAUCUCUGCUCCCUGGCUCCAUGAUAGGAAUUCUCAACCUGAGUGAGGUGGGAGUGAGUGAUGGGGAAGAGCAUUGAAACUCCUUGGGGAACUUUCUCAGAUAACACUUUCCCUCUCUUGCAGUUUUAAGUCACUGUUCCAGGAAGUGUGCUGUGCAGCUCUCAUUUGAGCCUCUUCAUUGUUGUAGGGGCAAAAACUAAUUUUCUUCUGGUGUCCCUGAUUUUAUUUAUGUGAAGUCAUCUUAUCUGUAUGCAUUUGCAUUACUAAAGAUUCUUCCAUCUGUAUUGUACUUUUUAAAAAUUUGGCAUUUAAUAAAUACUAUCCUUGUCUGGGAUGUAGAACC